AUGGUGCAGCAGCGGGGCGCGAGGGCCAAACGGGACGGCGGGCAGCCGCCCCCCGGGCCCGGGCCGGCCGAGGAGGGGACGCGUGAGCCUGGCUGGUGCAAGACUCCGAGCGGCCACAUCAAGAGGCCGAUGAACGCGUUCAUGGUAUGGUCGCAGCACGAGCGGCGGAAGAUCAUGGACCAGUGGCCCGACAUGCACAACGCCGAGAUCUCCAAGCGCCUGGGCCGCCGCUGGCAGCUGCUGCAGGACUCGGAGAAGAUCCCGUUUGUGCGGGAGGCGGAGCGGCUGCGCCUUAAGCACAUGGCGGAUUACCCGGACUACAAGUAUCGGCCGCGCAAAAAGAGCAAGGGGGCGCCCGCCAAGGCGCGGCCCCGCCCCCCCGGCGGCGGCGGUGGCGGUAGCAGGCUCAAGUCCGGGCCGCAGCUUCCCGGCCGCGGGGGCCGCCGAGCGGCAGGAGGGCCUUUGGGGGGCAGCGCAGCGGCACCCGAGGACGAUGAGGACGACGACGACGAGGAGCUGCUGGAAGUACGCUUGGUGGAGACCCCCGGGCGGGAGCUAUGGAGGAUGGUCCCGGCGGGACGGGCUGCCCGGGGACAGGCAGAGCGUGCCCAAGGGCCGUCGGGCGAGGGAGCGGCCGCCACCGCCGCCUCCCCGAUACCGUCGGAAGAUGAGGAGCCGGAGGAAGAGGAGGAGGAGGCGGCAGCAGUAGAGGAAGGCGAAGAGGAGACGGUGGCCUCAGGGGAGGAGCCGAUGGGCUUUCUGUCCAGGCUGCCCCCGGGCCCCGCCGGCCUGGACUGCAGUGCCCUGGACCGCGACCCGGACCUGCCGCCCCCAUCGGGCACGUCGCACUUCGAGUUCCCGGACUACUGCACCCCCGAGGUUACCGAGAUGAUUGCAGGGGACUGGCGCCCGUCUAGCAUCGCCGACCUGGUUUUCACCUACUGA
Messenger RNA from Otolemur garnettii (small-eared galago), 945 nucleotides. It is a transcript of the gene SOX12, whose product is annotated as SRY-box 12. Gene Ontology annotation, molecular function: DNA-binding transcription factor activity, RNA polymerase II-specific; RNA polymerase II cis-regulatory region sequence-specific DNA binding. The transcript has a single exon. Gene Ontology annotation, biological process: negative regulation of transcription by RNA polymerase II; positive regulation of transcription by RNA polymerase II; cell differentiation. Bases 1 to 945 code for a protein of 314 amino acids. The record is from RefSeq and is a predicted model, not a curated record. NCBI's taxonomy places the organism in Eukaryota, Metazoa, Chordata, Mammalia, Primates, Galagidae.